Molecule: messenger RNA, 751 nt
Organism: Lagenorhynchus albirostris (white-beaked dolphin)
Lineage: Eukaryota; Metazoa; Chordata; Mammalia; Artiodactyla; Delphinidae
Exons: 5
Coding region: 1-705 (234 amino acids)
Source: RefSeq, a predicted model, not a curated record
AUGCCCCCCUCUGCGCAUGCCCGGAGUCCCGGGUCCUCCGUGCUCAGGGCGAACGGCUUCGUGGCCGCCAAAGCCCAGCAGCCCGGGGCGCAGCAAAGACGCGGAAGGGUCGCCAAGCCGCAACCCAACGACCCGUGUCGAGCACGCCUAGCCUGUGAUGCUGGGAUGUUAACUGUGGAGUUUGUGUUGUCGGAAGAAAGCAGGAGAGCCGCUUCUCCCAGACCGGCAGGUUUCCCUGGGCGGUCCGCUCCCUCAGGGCCAGCGGGAGAGGGUGUGUGGAGAGCUGAGGACGGCCCUGCGCGGGCCUCGACGUCCCUGGCCGCAAGGACGCCAGGCGGCCGCUGCACCCGUGCGGCACCUCAGCAGCUGCUCUACGACAAACAUGGCCCAACAAAACUGCCACCAUCACAGGAUGAAUCUAAAGGACUUAAUUGCCUAUUUACCCAGCACCUGUCCCAGAAGACUGAGGCCCAGGCCAUGGUCAGCACCACUGAUGGGCAGCCUGAAAGAGCCUGGAGGAGCCCUGCAGGUGGACUUGAACUCGACAGACGGAGGAACAUCAUUGAACACAUCCCCUUUGUUAGCAGUCUGAGCUUCAUAGGCCCUGGGCUUAUGGCAUUACUUCACGGCGGACAUGGCAGAACGAGUUGGACAUGCCAUUUUAGACUGAGCUCUGAAUCUCCAGAUUGGAAACUGUGGUCUUGACCACAUGCCUGCAGACAACAUGGGCUCACAUCAAACCAUCACGUGG